AUGUAUGAAGCAUCUGCUUCUGAUCCUCUUUCUCAUGGUGGUAGAUAUUUCUUGCAAUAUUCAAUAGAGGUUCGAAUUGGACGACUAUUUGCUACAGCCACCUCUAUCUUUCUAGCAAAUAUUUCCUUUGAGGGUCUCGAUAACCUUGAUGACUUUGAGGUGUUUCCUUCUCGAAUUCCAGACCUUUCAUUUGAAAGCCCAUUAAUUAUAUCAGGCAGGUACCGGGGAAGUUUUCCUGAGAGCCUUAAAGUCAAGGGCAUCCUUGCAGAUACAAGCAAUUUUUAUCUGGACCUGAGAGUACAAGAGGCAAAUGGGAUACCUAUUGACAGGAUACUAGCCAAGCAAUGGAUUGAACUACUUACAGCUCAGGCCUGGUAUUCAGAAAAUAAGGAUCUUGAAGAGAAGAUUGCAAAAAUGAGUGUGCAAAAUUCAGUUGUUUCUGAAUAUACCCACAUGAUCUUGCUUGAGACUGAGAGAGAGAGAAAAGGCAGUGAAUCAACCAGUGCCCAACAGUUUUCGAGCAAAGCAGAUACUCACAAGACAGAAGAUUCUAAAUCUCAAAAGAUAAUCAGGGUGCAUAAGCUCGGAAUUGGUUUUGGCAAUUUAAAUGCUACUGCUGAGAACACUCGUCCGGGAUGCGAAGAAAAAGGCCCCCCUGAUGCAGGAGAGAUUUUCGUGAAGGCAGCUUCAAAUUGUUGUGGAAAGCUUUUCGGGCACUGCUGUUGCAUGUGCUGUAUUCAAUGUUGUUCACUGAUAAACGACCAGUGUGCAAUCGCACUAACGCAGUUGUGCGGUGCCUUGGCAUGUUUAGGUUGUGCUGCCUGUUGUGAUGCAUGUGAUGGACAAGAUUGA
This is a messenger RNA of Fraxinus pennsylvanica, 852 nucleotides long. NCBI's taxonomy places the organism in Eukaryota, Viridiplantae, Streptophyta, Magnoliopsida, Lamiales, Oleaceae. The record is from the annotation of a GenBank genome assembly.